This is a messenger RNA of Enterobius vermicularis (human pinworm), 264 nucleotides long. The record is from the annotation of a GenBank genome assembly. NCBI's taxonomy places the organism in Eukaryota, Metazoa, Nematoda, Chromadorea, Rhabditida, Oxyuridae.
AUGAUUACCGAUAAUGAGGAGAUGAAAGAUCACGCUACAGCAAGACUUGCCACGAUCUAUGUCCUUGCUUUUCAUCUGCACCCUCAGGUGUUUCCUUCUAACUUCCUCGGCGUUGAUAUAUUCUUUGUUAUUUCCGGCUAUCUUAUCACAAUGAUCUUCCUCAAACAAAAAAGCUUUACUUUAAAGACCUUUUUGUUCUUCGACAAGAAACGUGUCAAGCGAACAUUUUCAGCAUAUUUCCAUCAAAAAUUUUUAAAUGAGUAA